GACCAGCCGUUGGCUUUGGCGUGAUGCGAAAGAAACUGUCGCUGCUUCCUCUUAGUUGGUUAUGCAUUGUAAUUAAUGACGUUAGUAAAGAUACACAGAUUAGUGCUGAACAAUGUGCGACAAUGCUCCCAAAACACACCAAAGAAAUCCAGAGGAGAUAUGUCUAAAGGAGAUAUGUUUCCAAGCUGUCAGGAAACACUUCGCUGCCCUGUGCACUGAGGCUGUUCUCGAUCUUCCAACACCUCUCAUUCAGGAUCUUCUUCCUCAUCUGACUGUAUGUCAGCUUGAUGAGCUCCAGCCUCCCCUAAACCAGAGAGGGAUAUCAACUCACUCAGGAUGGAUCGGAAUCCUCCAGCAACUGCCUGGAGCUAACCGCGCAAUAGACUUCAACACAGAAGAAGAUGCCAAACAUGAAGUUAUGAGAGUGCUUUUUCCUCUUGUAUUGUAUGGCUAUAAGAAUCUUUAUGUCAACAGAAACAUCACAAAUUUAAACACCCCGUCCUUCUUGUUGGCUGCAGCUAAAUGUGUCAGACAGUUUUUACUCACCACACCAUUUGACAGGUUUAUUGCUGAGCAGUGCCCUCUUCUGAACCUUUUAGAGAGGCGUAUCUGGAGUGUAAAUGUAUCACACAACAUUGAUCUAUCAAAGAGGAAAAUACAAAUUGCGUUGUAUGUCCUCCAUCGCCUGCUAGACCACGGGGUGGCUAAAAAAAUUGUUGUACAUACGCAUUGUCCCAUAGUUCUGGCCUGGCUCCUACAUGGCAGGGGAUCUCAGUAUAUAAACCCUGAGCUGAAGAACCUAAUGCAUAGCAAAAAGGCAGGCUGUUUUUCACAAGCAGCCUCAGCCAGUGCAGACGGUGCCAGUUGCAGUCCAUGUCUUGAGACCAGGGCUUCAGAAGAUCAGGAUGAUCAAGUCACUCCCUGCAAACGCUUCAAGUUGGAUUCACUGUCUGCGGAGGAGGAGGAAUCUGGAAAAGUAAACUCUGCUAUGGACCCGCAGGUUCUCUGUCAAACCUUCACACCGAGUGAUGAUUUCUCAGCAGGGCCUUGUCCACAGGGACAGAUUGAGUGUCUGGAGAUAGGGCAGUGUGGGACCAACUCCCUGAGAGUGCUGAACUCUGCCCUGCCCACAUUUUUCUGCCUUCGCUCUCUAAUUCUUCACAGCUUUGGGACCUUCUGGUGCUCGGUUGUGUUGGGCCUGGCCAGAGCCCUGAAGCAGCUGUCUGACAGCUCCCGCAGCUCUCUCACUGAUCUGAGCAUCAGCAUCCUGCCCCAGACCAGUCUCACAGAGAUCUUGCUGGAUGCAAGCCCCAACAUAACGUCCUUGCACGUGGAGAUCCAGACUGUGAUGUGGGUACCAGGCCUCUUUGAACAUGAUCCCAGGCCUGCAGGGUCAGACAUGUCAGAGCUGUCCCUGGAGAAGCUAGUAAUCAAAGUAUCUGAGCUCCAACAAACAGAUCUGCACCUCGUCACAUCUGUGCUGAGACGCUCUCCACAUCUCACCUCACUUCACGUAGCCGGGAUGAGAUUACCAGCUGGCACCUCUCAGAGUCAACUCCUAACCACUCUCUUAGAGUCAAAUCACUUCUUGAGGAGUCUCAGCUUGGAGGAUAUGAACCUGUCUGAUUGUCUCCCUCAGAUCCUCAGUCUACUGAGAGACUGCAAGUUGGAAGAGCUGCAGCUGAAAGACUGCCGCCUUCUUGAGAAGUGGAGGAACAAGGAGGAGAGUUUGCAGCAGCUGGUGGCUGCUGUGAAGACGGUACCUUCUCUCCACACACUCAGCCUGGCUCAGAAUCGGCUAGCUAGAAACGUGUGUGUGCUGGCAGAACUGUUCUCGGGAUCCUCACCAAGCUCAGUGAAACGGCUCGACAUCAGCUCCAAUUUCAUUCAGCCUGCUGAGCUGCUGGAAUUUGCUAAGAGAUUAAGGACACACCAUCCACCACACCGCUUGACCCUUGACCUCAGGAAAAACCCAGGGGAUCGAGACCCCGACACAUGGAACACUGCACUGAAGAGGCUCCGCCCAUUCUGUGAUCUGCUGGUGGAAGGAUGGAAUUCCACUGACACGAUGGCAGACUACAUCAGUAAUAUGUGAACAAACACACCCUGAUGAAGUGAAAGGUGGCUGUUAAAAGUUAGCCCUUUAUGUAAAGUUUGUCAUUUUCUCUUGAACAGAAGACUGUUUGAAUUCAGUUCAGACAGUCGCAGAUUCCAAUGACAGGUGUUAAUUAAGUUUUAGAGGUUUCUUGAACCACACCUGCAGCAUGACUCACCCCCACUUUCCAUUUGAUGCAGUAUAAUUCUAAACAGUAUGUGUGUGUGUUUACAAACUGUACUGAGCAAUGAGAUGAAAAGCAGAGAAGUGGAUGAAGCUGUAGAAGUGCUUUUACAAGUUCUUAAUUUAUUGAAAUUUUGGUUUUCUAUGAUAACAGUUAUGGUAGAAAAUACAUUGAUCAGCCAAAUAUUAAAACCACUGACAGGUGAAGUGAUCUGAUUGAGCGUUCAUGAGGCAUGUGGGUACCCCAGAUAUACCCCUGAUCCACAGUGGGGCCUCCUUAGAUCACACUUGUCUCUGACCUGUAUAGGCAUGGAAACAGGAUCUCUGUGGGUGUUCUGUGGAAUCUGGCAUUGGAGCAUUGGUGGCAGAUUCUUUGAAUCUUGUGGGUUGUGAGGUAGGGUACCAGCAAAUCCCAAGAAUGUACCAGUGGACUGGGAUCUGGGGCAUUGGACGGUCAACACCUCAAGCUCUUUGCCAUGUUCCUCAGGCCAUUGCUAACCAGCAUGGCACAUUGUCCUGCUGGGGGGGGGUCAGUGGCAUCGGGGAGUGCCGUUGCCAUGAGGGGAGGUAAGUGUUUGGGUGGGUGGAGUGUGUCGAGUUGCAUCCACAUGAACAUCGGGACCCAAGGUUUCCCAGCAGAACAUUGCACUGUAACAAGAUGAUCAAUGUUACUCACUUCACCUGCCAGUGGUUUUAAUAUUUAUGCUGAUCAGUGUACAUUAGUUUUGCAAUUAGUUGUGUGACAUAUUUCAUGACUUCUAUGUAUGUUACAUUCAUGAAAUGUAACCUUUAAUUUGUUCUCUUGUAUCACAGUGCACAGUGUCAGAGUUGGAAAUAAAAGAGUCUCCCAUUAGUUUGA
Epinephelus moara (kelp grouper) is the source of this 3137-nucleotide messenger RNA. It is a transcript of the gene lrrc41, whose product is annotated as leucine rich repeat containing 41. Lineage: Eukaryota; Metazoa; Chordata; Actinopteri; Perciformes; Serranidae. Bases 113 to 2095 code for a protein of 660 amino acids. The transcript is spliced from 10 exons. The record is from RefSeq and is a predicted model, not a curated record.